AUGACCACAGCUGUCAACAGAGCCAGGACAAAGCAAGUGGAAAUGGAGGACCAAGGAUUAAACGAACCAAGAGCAAUGGAACUGAUGGAAGUCAAAGUGGAUGUACAAUCUGAAGAUCUGAAUUCCACCCACAGUGACGCAAAGCCUCUGAUUGACGACAGGGAUCCCAAAAGAGUCAACAAGAGUCUUAAGGUCACAUUUGAGGACGUGAUUGCAGAGCCUCCCUCGGUGCGGAGCUUUGAUAACGUGUGGUUGUGGAGUCACGCCCUGUUUGAGGUGUCCAGACUGUGGAUCUACCGCUUCAUCUCCCUUCUUCUGGCAGUGCCAGUCUCACUGGCAGCAGGGAUCCUCUUUGCGGUGCUGAGCUGCCUUCACAUCUGGUUGAUCAUGCCCUGUGUACAGCUCCUUCUCAUCAACAUGCACUGGGUUCGGACUGUGUGGGGCAGCAUACUGAACAUUCUCAUCAGCCCCUUGUUUAUUAGCAUUGGAAAGAGCUGUGGUCGAAUCACCAUCCAUCUGGCAAAAGAUGAAGACAAAUAG
This is a messenger RNA of Anoplopoma fimbria (sablefish), 540 nucleotides long. Its product is annotated as caveolin-2-like. The record is from RefSeq and is a predicted model, not a curated record. Gene Ontology annotation, cellular component: caveola. Gene Ontology annotation, biological process: caveola assembly. Gene Ontology annotation, molecular function: molecular adaptor activity. Lineage: Eukaryota; Metazoa; Chordata; Actinopteri; Perciformes; Anoplopomatidae.